Sinocyclocheilus anshuiensis is the source of this 1370-nucleotide messenger RNA. It is a transcript of the gene agbl4, whose product is annotated as AGBL carboxypeptidase 4. The transcript is spliced from 10 exons. The record is from RefSeq and is a predicted model, not a curated record. Gene Ontology annotation, biological process: proteolysis. Lineage: Eukaryota; Metazoa; Chordata; Actinopteri; Cypriniformes; Cyprinidae. Gene Ontology annotation, molecular function: metallocarboxypeptidase activity; zinc ion binding. The coding region runs from base 56 to 1177 and encodes 373 amino acids.
GGUGAUUUUCAACAUUGUGAACUUCAGCAAGACCAAGAGCCUGUACAGAGAUGGGAUGUCCCCCGUGGUGAAGUCGACCAGCCGGCCUAAAUGGCAAAGACUGCCAGCCAAGAAUGUGUAUUACUAUCGCUGCCCGGACCAUCGGAGGAACUACGUGAUGUCUUUCGCCUUCUGUUUCGACCGCGAGGAUGACGUUUAUCAGUUUGCGUACUGCUACCCUUACACCUACUCCCGUCUGCAACAUUACCUGGCCAGCCUGGAGCGCAGAAAUCUCGAUUACCUGCAGCGAGAGCAGCUGGGCCUCAGUGUGCAACAACGAAGGCUGGAUCUUCUGACCAUCACCAACCCCGCCCAUCUGAACCAAGAGCGAGAAAAGAGGGUGGUGUUUCUCUCAGCCCGCGUUCACCCUGGAGAAUCACCUGCUUCCUUCAUCUGUCAGGGUGUCAUCGACUUUCUGGUCAGCCAGCAUCCCAUCGCUCAGGUCCUGCGUGAUCAUGUGAUAUUUAAGAUCGUUCCCAUGCUCAACCCUGACGGCGUGUACCUGGGAAACUACAGGUGUUCUCUACUGGGCUUCGAUCUGAACCGUCAUUGGCAGGACCCUUCCCCUUGGGCCCAUCCCACUCUACAUGCCGUCAAACAACUCAUUGUCCAAAUGAACCAAGACCCAAAAGUGAGUUUGGAGUUCUACAUCGACGUGCACGCCCACUCCACCAUGAUGAAUGGCUUCAUGUAUGGUAAUGUCUUUGAGGAAGAGGAGAGAGGGCAGAGACAGGCCGUCUUUCCUCGACUCCUGUGCCAAAACGCGCCUGACUUCUCUCUUUCCAGUACAUCGUUUAACUGUGAUGUGGUCAAGGCUGGUACCGGCCGACGGUUCCUGGGUGGUCUGUUGGAUGACACAUCAUACUGCUACACACUGGAGGUCUCCUUCUACAGCUACCUGACAGCAGGAAGCACCUCACCUGUGCCGUACACUGAGGAUGGCUACAUGAAGCUGGGCAGAAACGUGGCCCGGACAUUCCUGGAUUACUACAAACUGAACAACCUGAUAGAUGAAAACAAACUCACAGGACACAUUAACAGCACUUUCGAUGGAACAUCCACCAGUCAUCAAGGAAACAAUGCUGGAAAUGGGAAGGUUAAAGGUGACAGAAAACCCCAUGGAGUCAGGAAUUACUAAAAACACAGGGAAUACUGUAUGGUUCCACAUCCUCGAGUGAGACGUUGUGAACUGUGGUCCACUUGCAAAUUACGUUUUCAUAUCAGCCCACAGCAAUCCACCAGAUAUUUGUUGUCUACGUUUUUAUGUGCUGAUAGGACUCAACGACUGUGAAUAAGUCUUUGGUAUUAAUUCUCACUUGUGAGAUAUUGCA